Molecule: messenger RNA, 1381 nt
Organism: Plasmodium vivax (malaria parasite P. vivax)
Lineage: Eukaryota; Apicomplexa; Aconoidasida; Haemosporida; Plasmodiidae
Exons: 1
Coding region: 1-921 (306 amino acids)
Source: RefSeq, a predicted model, not a curated record
AUGAAGAGCGAACAAAAUGAAAAAAUAAUGGACUACUUGUCGUGCACCCUAGACGAUGUAGUGGACAGGGAGAAAAAAAGCGGAAAAAAUAGUCUUUUAAAUUUAAAAAGUUCAAAAAAAUAUGAUUAUAAAUCCAAGUUUUUUAGUAAAAAAGACCUAACACAAAGUAGCUCAGGUUAUCGAGGCAGAGGAGGAGGGGGUGGAAGGUCAAAAUUUACGAGCAGUAGAAGACCAGGAAGUUUUAAGAAGCCCUUCUUUAGCAAAAGAUUAAUUGAUAAGAAGUAUAAUAGUUACAAAAGUAGAAAAUUUUACUCAGGGCCAAGCAGAGAUUAUUUUAAAACCAGACCAAGCUCUUAUAAUUCCCACUACGCAUAUGACAGUCAUAAUAUUCCCUACAAUAACAAAAAUUUCGUCAAUAGGAAAAAUAUGAUUAAUAGUGUUAAAUCUUCUGGAACUACCUACAUGGGUGGUAGUAGCGUAGCAAAAAGCAAACCAAGAAAAGUAUUUAAACCAAUCCCAUCAUCCAGAACAACUGUAAUUACUAGCAGUGCAAAUAGCUAUAAAACUGUACCAGUCCCAACCCCAAAAUUGAGUAAUUUAAAUAUAUCCCUUUAUCGUAAUAAGAGAACCGUUGCUGUGACCAAUAAUCGACCAACCACCAAUCUCUCCGUAAGAAGAAAUAACGUCAGCACGGUUAACAAAAGUAAAGUGGUUAGAAAAGGAAUACAAAAAACCACCAUCAAUGCGAAGACCAGAAAAACUAUCAACGGAUCUAAGUUUAAACCGUUAAAUAAAUACUUUUUGUCAAAAAUUAAAAUUGUUACAUCGUUAAAUAAAAUCCCAUCCCCGCUGAAGGAGCAGAAGGACACGGAGGUUAAUCUCCCAGAGUCUUUGAAUAAUCCCAACGCGAGAAAGGAUUGAACUUACCCCGCGUAUUUUGUGCCACGACAAAGCGCAACAACUGCAGGGGUGUAACGCAGGAAGUUCAAGCUAAAGGAGGAGGAAGAUAAAACUAGGCAAAUUUCAACUGACGAAUUUUUAGCCGAUAAAUAAGUGUAUAUUAUUUACAGUGUGAUGAUGAGUACAAUACGUUGUUUGUGUUUUUUUGUUUUUGUGAAUCGUAAAAGACAAAUGUAAAGAAGGCAAACCGUAGGCCCAAACAUAUACGAUGAAAAAAAAUAAAAAAAAAGUUAACCAAAUGGUGAAAAAGUCGUGCAAAAAAAUGUGCAAAAGGUGGUGAAAAAAUGUGACAUGUAAAAGUAAAGUUAAAUGCUGUGAAAAAAAAUUUAAUUUUUAACCAAGCAUGCCUACACAAACGCACACACACGUACACGCACAAGCACGCGCCCUCACCUUGCGUUACUGGCAUAUAUGUAAUGUU